AUGGAUCAAAGCUUAUGCCUUGAAUUUAUGAAGAUAAGAAGAGAAAACGAGUGGCAUUUUCUCAGGAAAAUUUUUGGUCGAAAUCUUUUUCCUCGUGAUGCAGUCUCAUAAAGAAAAAAAAAUUUAACAAAAUCCUCAAGGGAAUUCCAUCAGAGGAAAAUGCUCUGAUCUAAUAAUAUGCACUGAGAAAACGAAUACCAAUACAAGCAUCCAUAUCAUAAAUACGAAAUAUAUAAGAGACCGUCAAUCACACAAGGUCUGAUUAGAAGAGUUAAUCCUAUUAAGCUCAAAGAAGAAGCUUUAAGCUUUAUUCAUGAUACCUUUGGUAAGAAUGAGCAUAAUAAAAAAGCACAAGGUGAGCGGAAAAUAAAAUACAAAAGACUUAGUGCAGAUUUUAAGCCAAAAAAUGAUGCAAAUUAUAAAAAAGCUCCUGCAACUUCACCUUUAUAUUUCUAUGAUAGCUUAUCUCCAUGGGGAACAUUAACACCUAACGUAUAUGAGAUUGAGAUUUUUAGAUUAGAGAGGGUUAAAGCGGGGAUUAUUUCAGCCCCUGAUCCAGUCGAGCUUCAGCUUCACGCUCGUGUGGCGCUAGUCACUAAAGCCACCUGCCGCCCUUUUCUGAUGACGUCAUCAAAAAUGGUGACGUCAGCAUCUUUCGGGGAGACUCACCCGAACCCUGCUUGGACCAAAAUGCUUCAGCAAAGGACUCUCUUAACCCCUGGUAGUGCUCAGGUAUGAGGGGAUCGUCCGAUGCCUCCUUCUGGAACUACCUCUGCCAUUUGCAGGCAACAUAAUGCUCCUCCAGAAGUCCUCGAUUGGUAUUGCGCCGUCGGUCUUCUCGUCUGUGGGUCGAGGGAAGGCCCAGUUAGCCCAGACCGCACCCACCCCGGAAUUAAGCCACCUGCGACCUCGUAGCCUUUCCGCCAGCUUUUUUAUUUUCUGGCAAAAAUUCUGAGUUCAUCUGUCGCUACUAGGCAUGCCAUGAUGGCUAACGUAUAUGAAGAGAAAAAAGAAAGGCCAAUUACUUCUCCAGAAAGCAUUAAAAAUUUGGAAAAACAGAUAAAAGGGAAUAGCGAAAUUGAAAUACUUCCUGAUGUUUCUUUAAUAUCUUCCCAAUUAGUGCCACAAUCGCCUAUUGUUUAUCCAAAAAGGCUGCAUAGUUUAUUUCAGUACUCAAAAAAUUUGCCUUUGAGAUUGGAUUCAAUAUCGAAGGAAAUCAAUGAGAGAUUAAAAAUUGAUGGAAAAUCUGCAAGUCUUUCACCGAGAAGCUUGAAGAUGAAAUCAAUUGAAGAGAAGUUAAUUGCCCAAGGCGGAUCAAAAAAAGCAACAAGAGUUUCAAUAAGACUUUUUACAAAAGCGUAA
Molecule: messenger RNA, 1362 nt
Organism: Blepharisma stoltei
Lineage: Eukaryota; Ciliophora; Heterotrichea; Heterotrichida; Blepharismidae
Source: the annotation of a GenBank genome assembly